Fulvia fulva is the source of this 795-nucleotide messenger RNA. RefSeq names its product putative catechol O-methyltransferase 2. NCBI's taxonomy places the organism in Eukaryota, Fungi, Ascomycota, Dothideomycetes, Mycosphaerellales, Mycosphaerellaceae. Gene Ontology annotation, molecular function: O-methyltransferase activity. The record is from RefSeq and is a predicted model, not a curated record. The coding region runs from base 1 to 795 and encodes 264 amino acids. The transcript is spliced from 3 exons.
AUGUCGUUUUCUUCGACGCCAGUGUUCGAUGCUUCCAAAGGGUAUCAGAAGAAGGGCGAUGGAACCUAUUUCAACGAUGGUCGUGAGGUCGAGCUCUUGCACUUCGUAUACAACCGGCCGAACAUAGAUGAGAUCCGGAACUCGCCUGCCAAAGUGGUAGCAACGAUCGAUCAGUACGCCCGAACAAAGAAGUAUCUGAUGAACGUUGGUGAAGACAAGGGCAAAAUCGUGACCGAUCUGAUUGCGGAAGUCAAACCGAAGACGCUGGUCGAGCUCGGGGGAUACGUUGGGUAUUCUUCUAUCCUGUUCGGCGCAGCUUUUCGAUCCGCAGGCGGCCAACGAUACUACACUCUCGAGCAUAAUCCAGAAUUUGGAGCAGUCAUAGGCUCGCUGGUCGAGCUGGCGGGCUUGAGCGACAUCGUCAAGGUUGUCGUUGGAGACAGUGGUGCGUCGCUUGAGCGAAUGCAUCGAGAGGAGAAGCUGAAGAAGAUCGAUUUUCUCUUCAUUGACCAUACCCAGUUCGAAAGGGACAUCAAGCUCGCUGAAAAGCUUGGAUUGGUCACCGAAGGCUGUGUUGUCGCUGCCGACAACUGCAUCUACCCAGGACAUCCCGAGUAUUGGGAGUACAUGAGCAGCUCGGUUGCUGAAAAGAGGAAGGCUAGCGAGACAGCGACGAGCGAGGCAGAAGUUGGCAAUUCCAACCUCAUCUAUGAUAGCAAACUGGUGCACAGCUUCGAGCCCAGUGGAGAAAAGGAUGCUGUAGGUAUCUCAAUGUGCACAGGCACGGAGGCAUGA